AUGAUGGUGGAAAUGAAAUAAAAAAUCAAACUUUGAAAACAUUUAUAUGGAUAGUUCUGCCCUUAAUCGCUCGUUUAAUGGCAUAGAGUUACUGCAGUGACAAGAUAGACACUGUGUCAAAAUGACCGAACAUGGGUUGGCCUCAAAACUGACUCGCUCCAAGGAGGACUUGUUGAUCAGGAAUGUUCACGAUUUGAGAAAGAGAUUGCAAGAAACCGAGAGAUCUUUACAGAGCUUGAGCUGUAUUGAUGAUGAUGAUGAACAGCCAGUUCUCACAAGUACAUUUCAAUCAAACGUUGGCACACCUCGGACAAAGGUACCGCCCCUCACCCUCGAUGUCUCCCCGGAUGAUGGGACAGAAAGUUAUCAUCCUCUCAGUCAGGUGUCGGCCAGCACAGCCAGCCUUGGCCUUGGAGCAUCAUUCAGUAACUUUGAGAGAAGAAUGUUCCCGCAAUACAGCACUCCUCGAGAAAAGCGGAGCAUGUGUUCCCAGCCCUCCCUGUCAGCGAGCUCUAUUGAACAAGACAAUGAGACAUUACGCCGUAAGUUACAAACCUUACGGGAAGAAAAUGCCAACAUGGUGACACAGAACCACAAGCUCCAAAAUGAGGCAGAAAAUAUGGAAUAUGAGCUUGGUCGAGCUAACACACAGAUUAAUUUUCUCAAAGAGGAGCUCGACAAAAAAUCACAAGAUGCUAAAAAGGUGCUAGAACUUCAAGAGAAGUUGAUGAACUUGGAAUCUGAGGUCGAGGUCCAGGAUAAUGCACUUCGGGAUGCUGAGGACCGCUGCGAUAGUAGCCAUCGCACGUUAGAUGAAUCUCGUAGGGAAAUUGAGAUGCUCUGUGAUGAUGUCGGGAGAUUGAAGAAUGAAUUAGCGGAAGAGGUCGAUCGACGUAAUCGGAUCGAGGUGGAGAAAAAUGCGGCAUUGGCGGGGAUUGAUGAGCUGCAAGCCAGCUUUCAUGAGUAUCAGAGGAAGGUCAAGGAUAGACUGAGAAAGCACCAAAGUAAUGAAGAACAUCUCCGCGAAACCUUCGAAAAAGUGAAACAAGAACGCAAUGAUCUAACUAUUAAAGUCGCGAGUCAGGAAGCUCAGCUUAACGACCUGAAAGAGGAAAUCAAACGAUUUCAAGACGAGACGAAUCGAGAUCAGGAGAAGAAGGAUGACCUAGAAGAGUUGACCGGUGACCUUCAAGCUCAGGUCAAAAGCCAGGCCCAAAAAAUAGGCAAACUCCAGAAUCAUCUCCUGGAUUUCAAUGCUCUCCAAUCAGAAAAUAAAGAACUUGUCGCAAAGAUAAAUCAUCAGAAGCAACAAUUAGACGAAUGCCAACAAGAAGUUGAGCAGAGUCGGAAACAACUUGCGCGGUUGGAGAAAUGGGUCAAACAAAUCACAAGCGAAAAGGCGGAGAGAAUGACACCGAGAUUGUCAACGCGGAGCAAUGAUAGUGGUAUCCAUGACAGGAGGGGUGGUUCCCGUCCAAUGAGCCCGGCCCAUCCUUACAACAGCUUUAGCAGUUCCGAGGGGUCACCAGACAGUGCUAGGGCUACAGUCAGCGACUUGAGAAUGAAGUUGGCGAUGAAGGAAGCUGAGGUCCAGAACCUGCAGGCCAGGUUGGCGUCAGUUGGUUUCGAUGAUAAGAAUCAAAGUAUGUUAGAAACAAUACGAGGAGAGUUGAAUGCUUAUGCUGAGAAAAAUAAGUCAGGUGAACUCGACACCAUUGAAUUGAAAAGGACAAUCACAGACAUGGAAAAAGAAAGGACGAGUUUGAAAGGCAAAAUAGCUUGUCUGGAGGCAAGGGUUUCGGAAUUGGAUUCAAACAGUAGUGACCUGAGUUUUAAACUCAAACAUCGUAACAGCGACGUUUCAGAAAUGCAAAGGGACCUUUCAGCUAAGAACACAGAAGUGCUGACUUUAGAGCGAGAGUUGAGGCGAAAAACCAACCAGAUGGCCUCGAUGGAGCGUCAACUUGAUGAGAAGGUGCAGGAUUACACCGAGCAUGUCAAGAAGUUAGAUGCGGUCGAAGAUGAACUGAAUAAGAAGACGGGACAGUUGAAUUCCAUCAAAGGGCAGAUGGAUGAGAGAAAACGUGAGGUCAUCGAAGCCAAGGCAAUGGCCAGCAAAAUGAAGCAGAUCCAUGUGGAGCAGUGUCAGGAGUAUGAAAAACAGAUUGAGAUUUUCCAGAAGAAGCUUGAGGAGCGCACUGACCAGUUGAAGGAGGCUGAGAGCAUUAUGAGAAGCAUCCGAGAUGAGAUGGACUUCAAGGAAUCACAUGUUCAACAACUGAAGGAUCAACUUGGCCAAGCUAAAGUACAUGUUGAGACCAAAAGCCAAGCUGACAAUGAAACGUUGAAAGGAUUAGAGGAGCGAGCCUCUGAAGCGACAGGACAGGUGGAGAAGUUAGAGUCGGCGUUGGUCGUCUGUAAGGAGGAGCUGCAAAUGGUCAUAGAACAACUAGAGGAGACAAAGGAGAGAUAUGAUAGGGAAAUGACUGCUAAAUCAGAAGAGGCUGCAGAUUUAGAAGACCAGCUCCAUCAGUAUCAUUCAGAGCUGAAGAAACGUGGCCUUCAUAUCGCUGACCUUGAGAAGACCUUACAGGAGCGCCAAGAGAUGUUACAACAGAGUGCGCACAGAAUCGGGGAGCUCGAAGACGGCCAGAGUCAGAUGGAAAACCAGGUGUGUAAACUUGAGCAACAACUGACGAAAGCUGAGAACAAGUCCAUGAUAGAGAUCCAGACCACAGAACACAAGCUGCGUCAAGCUUGUCUCGAUAUUGAGGAAAGAGGGGAACAAAUCAAGGAGCUGAUGAGAGUCAUCAAAAAUCUACAAUCUGAAAAACUGCAACUUUCUACGAAUCUCGAUGACAUGAAGCAUGAGUUGUCCAAGGAAAAGACAGACCUUGAUAACAAGGAAGCUAAGAUCAUGGAAUUGGAGACUGAACUGAGGGAGUUUAAACAGGAGAGAGAUAAGAAAGCAGCCACUGUAACAGAUUCAGAGGAACAGGUGCACAAACUGGAAGCAGACUAUGAAGUUCAGUUACAGAUGAAUAAGGACUUGGAUGCUGAACUCAAGAAAACACAGCUUGAGAUAACCCAGACGGUUCGCCAACUGACGGAACUACAGCAACUUCUCACCCUCAGCCAAACAGACCUCAAGAAUAAGGAAUUAGAGAUUUCUGGCUUGCAAGACAUUGUGCGCAUCAAUGAGGCUGAGCUGACUAAUCGAACCACAGAGUUGGACGACUUGGAUCAGGUGUUGAAGGAACGUCAGUGGGAGCUUGAACAGAGGGCAGCACAGGUGUCGCAGUUGGACAUGACAAUUCGAGAACAUCGCAGCGACAUGGAACAGCAAGUGAUGAGGUUGGAGACACUGCUGGCGAAGAGACAGUCAGAGCUGGAACAGCGUUCAAAUGAGUUUGAAGAAUUGGCCAAAAAAGUUGAAGGUCUUCAUGAAAACUUGGUUGAGACUCAACAUUUGUUGCAGACAGCUAACAACACAGCCAACAGACUACAAAUUGAAAUCGAGGGAAAGAAUUCGAGGAUUUCUGAAUUGGAAAAGCAACUGCAAAAAGCAAAGGACAGCUAUGAUGAACUAAGAUCUGGGAACUUGGAGCUCAACCAAGAAUUACGUAUCACACGUGAACAGAUGCAGAGACAACACAUGGAGGUCACCGAGACGAGAAAAGAGAUGUCGCAAUGUCAGCGGGAGCAAGAGCGGUUUGCCCGCGAAGUAGACGAAGCGAUUGCCAUGGCACAGACAAAGGAAGCAGACGCAAACCGAUUGGCGGAGGAGUUGGGCGCUGGGCGUGCACGCGAGGCACAGCUGGAGAGCCGGACAGCUGCUGAGGUCAGACGUCUGAAGCAUGAGAUUGAUUUGUUGAGGGAGCAACAUGCGAAAGAGAUCAACAACUUGAGAGAAGACCAUGCCAAGAUCGUAUCCUCCAAGGACGAGUUGGCAGCCCAGCACAGAUUACAUGUAAAAGACCUGAAGGAGAAUAUGCAGUGUCUAACUGGGCAGUUGGAGAGUGCCAGAGAUCAUGUACUGCAGCUUGAGAGAGAGUUGGAUGGCAGGAGAGAUGCAGUGGAUGCAGCCAAUGAGUCUAUGGUCUUAAAGGAAGCUGAAAUUGUACGACUAGAAGCAAAGAUUUCUGGAUACCAAAGAGCUGCAAACAUGCAGUCACAGACAAUCUACAACAUGGGACGCGACUCGACGCGCUCAGGAAAUGAGCGGUUCCCCGGUGGAAUGCGCCGCAGCACGUCGGAUUACAGCAUCAAGUUACUGACUGAAGAGUCUGAAACAGAGGUUGUAACCAUGCCUUUCCGUCACAUACCAUUCGAGAGAAGUCCAAGGAGUCGGAAUGUGGAGUUUAUGGAUUCCCAGCAGCCUGGACGAUCGAGGAUUCCUGUACCUGAUCUGAGUCCUCGUAACCCUCAUUCUACAGGACCAAGCCCCAAUCCCCCGAGGUCAAAUAUCAGUGGUGUUUUCUCUGCAUCAGAAUCAGACACUGACUUGGAUUCGUUCCAAGGUAUGCUUCGCCAUGUGAAUAAAAUGUGCCCUCCACCACCAAUGUUUCCAAGCGGUUCACUGAACAAUUUCCAGAACAUUCCCCAACCUAUAAAUGGAAAUGGUUACCUGAGCUGCCCAACCAAUGGGCACCAAAGUUCUUCACAGCAAGCUGUGUUGAGGAGAAACAGACAUGGAAAUGAGCCGAGGGGUCAGAAAUCGAAUGGAGAUGUACAAAAUACACAUCCUGACUUAGAGAUAAACAAUAACAACACAAAGAUUCAGAAAAUUCCAGAUUCAGAAGACUCCACUGAGACGGAUUCCCUUUUGACGAGUCCAGCCACGAGUGAAAUUGCAAACACGACAAAUUCAUUCACGCCAAGACAACUGUUUGACACAGAAUCUGGUACAGAUACGACAUUGGAUAAUACAACAACAACAAGCGAGGGAACACCGACAUUGACAGCAACGACAGACGAGGAGAGAACUCCAACGAAGGAUAGCGAAUAUUAUGACGAUUCAGAGGCCUCCUUCUCCACAGCUUCCACAGUUGAGACACAGAUACAAUACCAUCGGUGAUUAAACCUCAAAGCCACUGGCGAUACCUGAAUAUUAUAGGAUUGGUAUCCGAUAUCCAAAUCUGAAUUCAUGUACGGUAGAACUUCUGUGUGGACACCCUUUACUCUGAGAAAUGUACCGGUACUUGUUUUGAAAGAUGCAUCCAGGUACAUUUGUUAUUUAGGCCAUGCAGCUGGGUCUGCAUGGAUGAAAUAAUGCCUUAUUUUCUACAAGAAUAAAAUGAGGUUAUUUUAGAGAAAUUCUUGCUUUUGUCAUUCAGACACCUUUUGACUAUACGUACUAGUCAUUCAACC
Lineus longissimus is the source of this 5370-nucleotide messenger RNA. RefSeq names its product coiled-coil domain-containing protein 18-like. The transcript has 22 exons. The coding region runs from base 122 to 5077 and encodes 1651 amino acids. The record is from RefSeq and is a predicted model, not a curated record. Lineage: Eukaryota; Metazoa; Nemertea; Pilidiophora; Heteronemertea; Lineidae.